Molecule: messenger RNA, 1673 nt
Organism: Nilaparvata lugens (brown planthopper)
Lineage: Eukaryota; Metazoa; Arthropoda; Insecta; Hemiptera; Delphacidae
Product: formin-2-like
Exons: 4
Coding region: 165-1550 (461 amino acids)
Source: RefSeq, a predicted model, not a curated record
GGAAUUUAUUUCUAUUGGUAUAUAUAUUAAAUUUUAAUCCGGUGAAUAUCGGUGCUGUGAAUUGUUCAGUUUAUAGAAACUGGUUUGUUUCUUGUGCAUUUCUGGAUAAACGGAUAGCUAAGCCUACUGUGUGAUAACCAGCUGCUAUUACAUCAAACGUGAAGAUGGCUCCUAGACCUCAGGGAUUACAAGUUGACGAGAAUGUCACUGGCCUACAAGUCACUCCAGGCUUCGCCGAUAACUCUACUCAAACCGAAGCAGUAGAAACUGCAACAACUGGCAUACAAACUAUUUCGAGAGGAGUUGAUGCCGAGACUCAAACCAUUGGCUGUUGCAAGUGCAACUGUGCAAAUGUCAUACAAACUGUUGGUGCCGCGACUCAGACUCUUGGUUGUGCGAGCUACAAGAGAAGUGAAUCGAACUUGAAAAAAGCUGGUUCAAGCUUCAAGAAGAGCGAAUCUAGCAGUAGUUUGAAGGAGAUGUUCUCGAAGAUACGAGUUGACCUCAAGUCGGCCUUAGAGUUCAAUGAUGUUGAGGUUGAUACUAAGGAAGCCGUCAAGAAGGUGGAUGUUGUUGGCGAUGGGAAAAAACCUGCAAAGAUGUCUCUAGUAAUACCACCCCCACCACCACUCCCCGCCAUGCCAGCACUGGUGGGGAAAUCUUUGCUACCAAAUUUUGUUCUCAAGGACGCUGAAGCCAAGCCAACAGCUGAAGUCAAGGUCACAGCUAUUCCACCGCCGCCCCCUCUGCCAAUUGGAGCAAUUCCCCCGCCACCCACUCUGCCAAUGGGAGCUAUUCCCCCGCCAACCCCUCUGCCAAUGGGAGCUAUUCCCGCGCCUCCCCCUCUGCCAAUGGGAGCUAUUCCACCGCCGCCCCAUCUGUCAAUGGGAGCUAUUCCCCCGCCGCCCCCUAUGCCAAUGGGAGCUAUUCCCCCGCCGCCCCCUCUGCCAAUGGGAGCUAUUCCUCCGCCACCGCCGCCUCCAAUGAUGGGCGCCUCUACUUUCCCCAGCAUGAAGCCAGGCGUUGGAAAUGCAGUGUUGAGCAAAAGCAAGACAUUGCCGCAACAGAGCACCAUCAAGAUGAAGACCCUCAACUGGACCAAGGUUCCCAAGCAGAGGAUUGCAAAAUCCUUGUGGUCAGACAUGGGAGUGCAACUGCCAACUCUAAAAGUGGACUUUACCAAGAUGGAGGAGCUGUUCUGCCAGAAACAGCCAACAAAAUCAGCUGAUGCCUCCAAGAAUCAGCUGACAGAGAAGAAGGUGCAGAAAGUGAACCUGUUGGACAGCCAGCGCAGUUUCCUGGUUAACAUAUUUCUCAAGCAAUUUAAGGAAGAUGUUGCAUUUGUCCUGGAAUCGAUUAAAAAUGGCGCCGGUCUACCCGUCGAGAACUUGAAAUCGUUGAUGAAACUCAUGCCCGAAAAGAAAGAGAUUGCUGAAAUACGCGGUUAUGCCAGCAGCAAAAACCUUGGGGAAGCUGAGAGCUUCUACCUGCAUCUGUCUGACAUCGCCGACUACGAGCUGAGAGUGCAGGCAAUGCUCUUCAAACAAUAAUUCCAUGAACGAUACACUGAUGCAUCUGAGCAUUUGGAAAAAGUGAUUGAAACCUGCGAGUUCCUCAUCGAUGAUUGCAGUCUCAAGCAGUUCUUCAAGCUCAUCUUGCAACUUGGAAAUAAA